Hemibagrus wyckioides is the source of this 4489-nucleotide messenger RNA. RefSeq names its product NOP2/Sun RNA methyltransferase 6 (gene nsun6). NCBI's taxonomy places the organism in Eukaryota, Metazoa, Chordata, Actinopteri, Siluriformes, Bagridae. The coding region runs from base 148 to 1572 and encodes 474 amino acids. Gene Ontology annotation, biological process: RNA methylation. Gene Ontology annotation, molecular function: methyltransferase activity; RNA binding. The record is from RefSeq and is a predicted model, not a curated record. The transcript is spliced from 12 exons.
ACUACAUUUCCCGUCAAGCCGGGGUUUGAACUAUGAUCCUUCAUGACGUUUACGGACAUAACAUGCCACGUGGGCGUGACCCAAUAAUGGGAAGUAAAAAUGUUUUAACUUAUCCUUGAUCACUGAAAGAAGAAGACUCUGGUGUCCAUGAUGUCUGUGAUAAACAAGAGCGUGUUCCCUCAGAUAGCCUUCAGGUCUGAAGUGCAGGAAUAUCUUCAUAAUGUUUACACCAACAAAGAGCUCGUGUCUGAACUCGGAAAGGAGGAGGCCGAGAGAGUGUUUGAUUCGCUGCUGUCCUGUCUGUCCCACCCGCCAUCACUCACCUGCCUGAGAGCCAGCACACACACACACUCACUACAGGACAUUCAACACAGGCUGGAGCAGCACAUUGCACAACAGCAAGUGAGCGAUUGUUACAGUGACCGGGUUUCCACUCCCAUCCUUCCUCACCCACAACUUCCAGAUGUGCUGCUGCUGCCGGUUAGAGGGCCGAGGGAUGUCAGUAUUUUGACUGCAGAGGUGAUCGUCGGUGCACAGUGUGGCAGUGCUGUACUGAGAGGAGCUCAUGUCUUUGCUCCAGGUGUCCUCAGUGCACCCAAGUUCAUGAAGGCAGGUGACCAGGUGUCAGUUUUCUCAGACGUGGAGGGUAGGUGCACACGAGGAGCUAAAGAGUUCCAGGGCAAGAAGGUCUUUCUGGGGAAUGGUGUGUGUGUGAUGAACCGUUCAGAUAUUUUUUGUCCAGAAGGACCAGUAAGAGGUGUGGCUGUUAGGAUGGUGGACGCUCUUUACCAAAGCCCAUCGUUUGAUGGCGUACUGACAAGUGAAGUGUUCCUGCAGAAUCUCCCGUCAGUUGUGGUGGGUCAUGUUUUGGGUCCUCGUCCUGGUGAGAGGAUCUUGGACAUGUGUGCAGCUCCUGGAGGAAAGACUACACACAUAGCUGCUCUCAUGGCUAAUCAGGGAGUCGUAGUGGCUCUGGACAAGAUCAAAUCCAAGGUGGAGAAGAUCAGCGAGAAUGCUCGAGCGCUGCGGCUGCACUGUAUUCAAGCGCACUGUUACAACAGCAUACAGGCCGUCAGCUCUGAUCCUAACCACACCGGCAGUACAGCAGACACUCCUCCAUUCCCAGAAGAGAGUUUUGAUCGGAUAUUAUUAGAUGCUCCGUGCAGUGGGCUGGGACAGAGACCUAACAUGGCUAUCAACUACAGUCUCAAGGAAGUGUGCUCAUACCAGCCUUUACAGAGAAAACUCUUCCGCACGGCUGUGCAGCUCUUGAAAAAGGGAGGUGUGUUGGUGUAUAGUACCUGCACUGUAACACUUGCUGAGAAUGAAGAGCAGGUGGCCUGGGCAUUGAAAACGUUUCCAAGUUUAACUCUGGAGCCACAGGAACCACACCUUGGCUCUCAGGGCAUGCCUGGAUCUGAAUUAUCAUGUGACCAGCGGAGGCUGCUGCAGAGGUUCCGCCCAGAGUUAUCAUGGCGCGGGGCUACUGACAGUCACGCUUCUAAGGAUCUCCUGCUAAAAGCCAACACAGACACUAUCGGAUUCUUCAUAGCGAAAUUCAGCAAGAGAUAACGCACGUUCAGUUUAACACGUGCUCACGAAGCAGCUCAAGGAGGCAGAUAAAAACGAGUGCCAGGGAAGGGAGGGCUGAAUGGACAGCAUGAAUGGAGGGGAGAGGGGAAAAAAGGGGGUGGUACCAUGAGUAGCUCUGCUUCCGUUGCCAUGACAACAGUGACGCAGUGGCUGCUAUGGUGAUUGUUGGGUUUGCGUGACCAUUGGACUGUGACCAGAAAGCAGCAUGCAGCCAGAGGACACGAUGGUAUUGACAGUUUCUCACACACACACAGCAAAAUGACCGGCAGCUGAAUUUGUUAAUCAACAGAUGCGAACACUGUACAGUUUUUUUUUUUUUUUUUUUAAUGGAAUAGUGGAACAGUAGUUUUUUAUCAAAAUGGUGAAAUUGCAUUAAGAAGCUGGACACCUGGAAAUUAACACCCUUUAAUAUUUAAUAUGAAAACAGGAUUAGUGAGCACAUUUUUAUAAAUGAACACAAAUAAAUGUUCUGAAUCAUAUUCAUUUAAACUAUGCUUUUUUUAAAAUGAACACACAUGCAGAUCUGUCACUAGCUUGUGUUUAUAUGGUCAGUCAAUAAAAAAAAAAAAUCAUCCUGAAAUGAUCUCUAAAGAAUCAUACACUCUAAGGGAAGGUUCAUUCGGCUCCAUAACUCUAUAUAGUUGACGUUUCCUUAUGACUCAUGCUGUAGUCUAAUCCCGGGAUGUCUAUUUAAGUAGAUGAAUCCCGAUUUAGAAGAAAGUUCGUUGUAAGGAGUUGCACAGAACUUGAUAUAAUGAAUAUAGCACCAGUGUAUUAAAACUGCCUGCGAGUGUGUGUGUGUGUCUGUGUGAGUGUGAGUGUGGGGGAGUCUGGAAGCAUUUUUACACCCAAAUUUAGCCUUCAGUACCGUCACUGCUGCCAUUAUGACGACUUAAAGUGACUGCCUUCCCACCUGGGACAUUCACAGAUUUUUCAGCUUCCUAUUUAUAGUGACCAGUCAGGAUCAUUUCAUCAUUAUUCCAGACACACACACAUUAAUACUUUUAGGAUAAAUUUUAUUAUAUCAUGUACAGGCAAUAGGUAACAAGUCAUGAACUAAAAAUGUACGACAUGUUUGACUCAGAUGCAGAUCUUGUGCAGAACGAAAUGAAGAAGGGGGAUCAGGGAGGAGAAUCGUGUUGGUUAUUUUAGGAACACAGCUGAGAUGGGGUUUGGAGCAGUGAUGGUUUGGGAGUGUGUGUGUGUGCGUCUGUGUGUACAUGCAGUAAAGACAGGGGCUUCAGUGUCUCAGUUAAUCAAAGCUCCUGUAUAUAUUUGUGCAAAACACAAGACUAAAGAAUGCUAAGACACACACAUACAGUACAGUUCAGUGCUCUGAAUAGCUUUGAUUAUCUCUUUACUCUGUCAAGUGGUUGGAUAUCCAGUAUUAGGUAGUAAGUGAACAGUCAGUUCUCAAAGUUGAUGUCUUGGAAGCAGGAAAAAUGGGCGAGCGUAAGGAUCUGAGUGACUUUAGAUAAUUGGGUCAGUGUCUGAAACAACAGGUGGUAUCAGAACACACAGUGCAUUGCAGCUUGCAGUGUAUAGAGCUGUGUAGCUGCAGAUCGGGCCGCGUGCUUAUGCUUGACCCCUGUCCACCACUGAAAGCACCUACAGCGGGCAUGUGAGCAUCUUAACUGGACCAUGGAUCAAUGAAAAAAGGUGGCUUGGUCUGAUGAAUUACGUUUUCUUUUACAUCAUGUGGAUGACCAUGUGUGCUUACCUGGGAAGGUAUGGCACCGUGAUGCACUAUGGGAAGAAGGCAUUCUGGCAGAGGCAGUGUGAUGCUCUGGGCAAUGGAAACCUUGGCAUUUAUGUGGACUGACACAUACCACCUACCUAAACAACUAAAGUAUAAAUCAUGCAGGUCAAAUAGAAUGAGGAGAAAAAUUGUGAUCUCAGUGACUUUUACUAUGGGAUGGUUAUUGGUGUCAUAUGGGCUAGAGUAUUUAAUAAACGGCUGGAGUUUUUAAACACAACACUCUAGAGUUUAGACAUGGUGCGACAGUCUAUGGUACAGAUCUUAAACUGAUUCAUCUUCCAUGACUACAGAAAGUGUGGGUUUCAUUUACACCGAUCAGCCAUAACAUUAUGAGCAGUGACACGUGAAGUGAAUAAGACUGAUGAUCUCCUCAUCAUGGCACCUGUUAGUGGGUGGGAUAUAUUAGGCAGCAAGUGAACAUUUUGUCCUCAAAGUUGAUGUGUUAGAAGCAGGAGAAAUGGACAAGCGUAAGGAUUUGAGCAAGUUUGACGAGGGCCAAAUUGUGAUGGCUAGACGACUGGAUCAGAGCAUCUCCAAAACUGCAGCUCUUGUGGGGUGUUCCCGGUCUUCAGUGGUCAGUAUCUAUCAAAAGUGGUCCAAGAAAGGAACAGUGGUGAACCGGAGACAGGGUCAUGGGCGGCCAAGGCUCACGUGGGGAACAAAGGCUGGCCCGUGUGAUCCGAUCCAACAGACGAGAUACUGUUGCUCAGAUUGCUGAAGAGACUGAAGAAAAUCAAUACAAACUCAUCACACAGCAGAAAAAGAUUAGCCAUAGUUAAAUCAACUAGUUGGAACAUUCUUAAAAAGAAAAAAAAAUAGUGAGCGCAGGAACACCAAACCACCUGGAAGACAAGAAGAAGAAACCAACUGUGGUGGAUGCCAGAAGAAUUCUUUCCCUGGUGAAGAAAAAACUCUUUCACAACAGUUGGCUAGAUGAAUCCCCAGGAAGUAGGCAUACAGUGUCAAAGUCAACAAUCAAGAGAAGAUUUCAACACAGUAAAUAUAGAGAGUUUAAAAACAGAUUAGUUAUCAAACUACCACUUCCAUUUAUCAGUUAUCAAACCUUCCUUCCAGUUAUCAAACCAUGUUAUCAAACUACCACUUCCAUUGUCAAAUGUAUAAUUUUCUAUUACAUUU